AUUUAAUUCUUUAUUUAGUUUUAUCCUUAAUAUUUGGGUGUCGUAAAUGAGUGCAGACACUAAACUCAUUCUUAAUCUGGUGAACAGAAUAGCUGUCAGACUACCUCAUAGCAAUGGUACUCAAGUGGACACCUUGGAAAGUGAUCCUUUGGUUCAGCAAACGUAAGGAGAUUCAAGUAUCGCGAUGCGAAUUGAAAGAAUACUAAUCAGCUUUCGAAAUUAUGAUUCUAAAAAAACCUUCAAUGACGUUAGAGGUACUCCAAACUAAUUUGUUUACAGUGGCAGCAUUGAUCGAGCUCUCACAGUAUAGAUUGCCUACGAUUGCCACAACAAUUGUAGCUCUCAUUGAGAAUGUGUCUAAGACACCAAUUUCUCGUAACGAGGAUUAUGUUUCUUUAGAUACACUUCAGUCACAGCUAUUUCUGCUUCGAAUGCUAUCAGCCUGUAUGCAACAUCAUUGGAAACACUGUCAAAAUUUGGAUAAUAAUCUGAGGCAACCGGGUACCACACCCUCGGUCCGACCAACUUUAAACAGAGCUAAUGCAACAGCUAGUGGAACCUGGGUAACAUCGGGAGGAAUUCCUUGCGCUACCAUUGAUCCACCGCCACUGGAUGAUACUUUAGCAAAACACAUCAUUUUUGUCAUGUCAAGAUUCAUAUACCAAAUCGGUUAUGUUGAAGAACAUGACCAUGGCUUGGUAGCAAACCAUGCAGCUAGCGCUAUCUCCACAGAAACAUUGGCUGGCACCAAUGGCCCCGCAAGCCUAAUGACAGAUAUUUAUAAAUCCGCUAGUCGUGUCAUUGCAUAUGUGAGCGCAAGUAAUUGGGCAAUCACUUUUUCAAAAGUUAAGAAUAGAAUAAUGUACUUGACAACGACAGCAGAAGAAGUCCCGGAAAUCGCUGAUGUGGUGCUCCUGGAAUGCGCUUCAUUAAAUAGUAGAAGACUAGGCAUGGUCCUUACAGAAUUACGAAGCUCUAUUUUGCAUUUAAAGAAAUCGGCUCAAUUAUUCAUCGCUGUAAUGUUAAGACGAGCUAUCUGGAAUUGGAUUGAGAACUACACGGCAGAAUUUUCUCUUUUAUGUCAGAGACGAACCCGUAUAGAAGGUUCGCCAGAGAUCUUGUUUGACAUGUUUGAUAAUCUCGCUGAUACGACAAAAAGAAAAGCGAUAUUCUGGCCAGUACAAACUAUGUUACUCGUCCUUUGUCCCGAUAUUAUGCUCUCUACAUCUUUGGGCAGCAAUCGUGCUACAAAUAAAAAGACUGCAUUUUUUAGCUCCUUGAGAAAAGCAAUGAAAGGUGAUCGUAUGGGAGAGCUGGCCGCUGUGUGUUAUGUUGAUAUUUGUAGAGCAGCGAGCUAUAUUCAAAAAGACGAUUUUACAUCUAUUCGACAAGUGGUACCUGAUGUAGAGAAUGAACUUAUUGACAAACUAUUUGAUGUAAAUCAUUCAUCUGAUUUGGACACACUUUCACAUACUCUUGGUGUGUUUAUUGAUCAUAGAUGCUUAAUGGCAGACUGUAUCGUUGCUAUGUUUCGACUGGACGCUGAAAAGACUGUCCGCUCAUUGAUUCCCACCUGCUUCGAUCGGGCAGCCCCAACAUUAUUUAAAAUGAGCGUAGUAAAGGCAGCAUUAGCUAUUGCAAUGGAAGAAAAACGAUUACCUUGGAUCCAGCCAGUUUCAGCGCUAUACGUACACCUUUGUACUAGGAUAAGAAUGCUAUUUCUAGAUUUCUUUAAUAGGGAUAUCAGAGAAAAGCCAGACCAUGCAAGUACCCAUUCAUCAAGCUCAUCUCGGAAAGCAUUUCAAUUAGACAGACGCUCAACAAAUAAGAAGACACCAGUCAACGAGCGAUUUGAAUUGAUAUUGGAUGUAUUAAGGUUAUACCAAGCAGACCCGAAAUUUGCUGUUUUGGGUGUUGCAGAGGAUAGGUUCGAGCAAACUUUAGCAGUAAUGACAGCCAUCACGAAUUGUCUUAGAGAUUCAAGUUCUUGUGUCAAAGAUGCGGCGGCAGAGUGUCUAUAUAAACUUCAUACACCUGAAUAUAUAGUAUUAUGGGGACACACCGAUAAAAUUAUGGAAUCUUUUUGGAAGAUUUCAUCACAAGUCCUUUUUACUUUGGCAAAGCAGCUAUUAGAUAGCCGAGAAAAAGAUCAAUCGCUACGAAAAUUGUUGGAUCUAUUAAAGAGAUUACUCUCGUCCAGGAACCAAUUUUUGGAGCAACAUCGAGAAGUUGCAACAUACGGCAUUGAUACUAGAGAAAGAUUACAAUGCUCUAUUGGAUUGGAAGUAGCUCUCCUGGUAUCUUUAUGCUCCGCAGAUAUUAAUAUCUGUACGCUUUCGAUCGAUUGCUUUAGGUUGCUCUGUACUGAAGUCCAUUUGACAGAGAGAUUAGACGACCCACAAGCUUCAUCGACUACAAUUUUAGAAAACAUGGUGUGCUACAUCGAAUUGACUAACCACCGCGGUGUAGUGACAGGUCGUAAAUCACAGCAACGUCGAAUUCGUCGUCUUUUAAGGACAAUAAAUCACAGCUCACCAGGAAUGCUAGCAGCUUGGGAGGAAGCUUGGAAGCGAUGGAAGUUUAUGACACCAUUGAUUACUCGCAAUUCCGAAGAUAGUAAAGAUGAUUGGUCUAUUGAUUUCAGUCGCAAGGGAGCAGGAAAUACAUGGCACGAUAAACUUCGUAGUGGAUCUUCAAGACAUUUAGUUACACCAAGCUCUUCAUCUACUCGUGUGGAUUCACUUGAUGAAGAAAGAUGCUCUGAAUGGCAAAAUUACGCUGGGUUUCUUGCCGCUUUAGGAGGCGUGUGUUUAAUGACGGAUAGUCCAGCGUUUGACAAGCCGCGUUUGAAUGAAAACAACAGCAAAAAACAUAUUUCAGCACCUAUUGAAUCGGCAGAGAUGGUAGAUACGUUUAUAGUAGAUAUGGUUGAUUUAAUGGCUUGUGAUAAUAUGAUUGUAAGAGAAUGGGUUAGGGAGAUUUUAGGCAAUGAUCUCUCUCCUGCUUUAUAUCAUAUAUUGUUCCGGCAUCUUGAAUUGACAGUUUCCAGAUGUUUUGGUCCCGACAACAACGAUCCGAUAUGUGGUCCUCGUUAUACAUUGUUUGUGGAACAAGCUAUUUCCGUUCUUAAACAAGUGCUAGAUAGACUGGACAAAGCAGAAAACCUAUUCACAGUUGACUUUAGCACAUUAAUCAAUCAGUAUGCUCUUUAUUUAAAUAAACUUGGUACAGAUCAAGUCUCAAUAAAGGUGAAAAUAAAAAUGUGUCAGCUGGUGGAAGUCUUGAUGAAUAAGAAAGACAGUAUCACAUUAAGGCAAGAAUUCAAGCUUAGAAACAGACUUUUGGAGAUAAUCGUGGAGUGGACAAGUGAUUUUGCUUUGGUACCAGAUAACGCAAGUCAGUCAUCUGGUUUUGAGGCCGCUCAAUUAGAAAAACUUCAAACCGAUUUGGACUUGGCAUGCUUGAAAACGAUUGUGGCAUUGCUUCAUCAGUUACCGUUACAACCAUUAGAACCUGUUCAUGAGUCCGACGCCCUUUUGGUUAAAAGUAGAAUAUUUUACAAGUACUUCACAUACUUUUUCAAAUUACUUAAUAGAUGUCGUAUAUCAGAGAGCGAUUCAAAAUCACAAAUUCGUGGAUAUGAUUCACACUUCAGACAUGGAUCAGAGCUGGCCCCUUUGAAAAACUACACUAUUUUAGCUCUAUCUAAUUUGCUUAGCGCAAACGUAGAUGCCGGUCUAAAGUACUCCUUCUCCAUGGGAUACCAUGAUGAUACUCCUACUAGGUCUGCAUUUAUGGAAGUCUUGACAAAUAUAUUGAAUCAAGGAACAGAAUUUGAGACUUUAGCGGAAACCGGAAUGACGGACAGAUAUGUUAAACUAAUUGAUAUGCUGGUACAAUCCGAUUCGAAGUUAGCUUUAACAUUUUGUGAAAUGUGUCCUUCCACUGCUAUUGAUGAUGUCUCCAAUGUGCUAUUAGCCUGCUUUGCAUCGCGGCAUAAAUCAAUGGUUUUACUUAAAGCUGUUAUAGAAAAAGAAGUCGAAAACACAGACAAUGAAACUGAUUUAUUCAGAAAAACUAGUAUAGCCACUCGAUUACUUUCGGUUUAUGCCAAAAACAACGGCGCUGAGUAUGUUCGAUCUGUGCUACUACCAGUAUUUCAAAAACUUUCAGAACGUCCGCGUGAAGACCGGUGUUUCGAACUUGAUCCUUCAAAGAUUGGGCCAGACGAAGAUGUCAACAAAAACCGAAAAAACGUUGUUGAGGCAACAGAGAUGUUUUUAAAUGCAAUUUGCGAUUCACUGAACGAUACACCCAUAUCGUUCCGCAAAAUAUGUAACUUUAUAUUGACUGCUGUACGAGAGAAAUUUCCGGAAGCAAAAUAUACAGCUGUAGGGUCAUUCAUAUUUUUGCGCUUUUUUUGCCCUGCUAUUGUAUCCCCUGAAACAGAAGGUUUAGUGAAGAAUACGGCAUCGAUCUCUCGUGAAAUGCGUCGGGGAUUCCUCAUUGCUACCAAGGUGAUCCAAAAUCUUGCAAACAAUGUCCUGUUUGGUGCAAAAGAAACCUAUAUGAUUGUUUUAAACGAUUUUCUUACAAGUAACAUUUAUAAAGUAGCAAGCUUUUUGCGUGAAGUUUCUAAGGUGCCGGAAGAUUCGGAGUCAGAGGAAAUCAACGAAGUAUAUGAGAUAAAUGACAAGUUUUAUGCAACGUUACAUCGAGUGCUAUGUGAAAAUAUGGAACGUAUUUCUCGUGAUGUAUCUUCAAGACAUUUACGCCGAUUCAGUGACCCAAAUGACAUGACACAAUGGAAACGUAAUUUUGAUAAAUUUGCAAAUAUUUUAGCACAACUUGGAAGACCACCAGAACUGCCGCCCAAAGAAUCUGUGCCAUCAAGAAAAUAUGUGCAUGCUGCUUCGAAUCAAUUGUACGCUGAUUUCAUGCGUCGUAAUAGCGAUCGCAGUGUUGAAUCAAUUAUCUCUAAAAAUAUUUUCUAUGAAGGAGGUGUUUCCAAAUCAAAUCACGCUGUGUUUUACUUAAUUAUGCGGCAUAUCAAUGCCGACAGUAUUGAUUUCGAAUUAUUAAUCUACCAUAUCCUUCAUACUUUGGAACGAACAGGAGGACGUUCUUUCGAAAUCUUGAUUGAUAUCACAUGGUUUUCGAAAGCCAGUGAAGUGCCGGCACAAUGGGUACAUCAAUUAAUGCAGCUUUUCAGUGACGAGAAAUCCGACAAAAUUACUGCUUAUUACAUCUAUAAUCCAAAUUCAUGUCUCAAAUCGUUUAUUAAGAAGUUGGCAAUACCCCUUUCAAGCAAAUUCACAAAACGUAUAACAUUUGCUGCCACAUUAGCAGAAAUAUAUGAACAUAUUCUGCCAUCUGAAGUAAGGCUCCCUAAAAGCACGAUUGGAUUAGAGACAGAACCUAGUGCAGUUUUCUUCCCAGUAAACAGAGUUUUGAAGUAUGCAACGCAGACCCCUGUUACAAUCAAGGUCAGCGCGGAGCAUAUUCAAGUAAUGACAGUCAGGAAGCAGGAAAUAGUAUAUGGUCUCAAUGCAGUUACAAAUGACACAUAUCAUAUUUCUGAAAUCGAGGACAUUUCUGUUGCACAGCACGAAAAGGGACAGGAUCAGUCAUACGUAUUUAGUUUUAAAAAUAUUCGAGACAAUACAAUCAUAUCCUUCAAUUCGCCAAAAAGAGAUGCCAUUGUUCAUACUAUUCGCCACAGUAAACGCCGUUAUGACAUGUCUCGACCUACUAAUAUUACAGAGAGGACUAUUAGACCAAGUGAUGUUCCCGGAAGAUUACUGAAUAUGGCAUUACUCAAUUUAGGCAGUGAUGAUCCAAAUCUCCGCCUAGCAUCAUACAAUCUACUUUAUGCUCUUAGUAGGGAGUUCAAUUUUGACGUCGGGAAACAACUUUUAGGGGCUAAGGAUUUAUGUCUUCCUGCAAAUAGUACAGAAUUCAUCGUUAGUAUUAGCGAAAAAAUUGCAAUUACAGAACCUUCGCUUACAAUUGAGUUUCUAAAUGAAUGUAUCAUGGGAUACGGAAAAUCAGAACAAGGUCUUAGAUAUCUGUGUUUAUUAUACAUGAUACCAUGGCUUCCGAAUCUCGCUCUGUAUUACGGUAGGUCUGCCGAAGAUCAGAUUAGACUCAAAGAUCUGUUACGUUCAUUGAUUGACCUGACGCUACCUGGAGAUAUGUGCAAACUUAUUCAAGCUAAAAUUUGGAAGAAAAUUGCUGAAGUAGAUGAUAUUCUUAAUCUAGUUUUAGAAACGUUUAUCCAAUUUGCAAACGAACACGGCGUUGGAUCAGCCCAUGCGGAAUCGAUGGCAGAUACUCUGGUCACACUUUCUAACGUUGCUGUUCGGGCAAAACUCAUUUCACAUUUGAGGAAAGUUAUUCACCGAACAUCUUUUAAGCCUACAAGAUCUCUUACUGAACACGCGUCUUGGCCAGAGAUUGGGAUUCUUCUGCGGUUUAUCCUAAUGCUUUCUUUCAAUAACCGAGGUCCCGUCAAACGAUUAAUACCCGAGAUUUUUCAUGUCAUCACUUUGGUAGCAGGUGUCGGGUCCACAGUUGUUCGCGCUUCUGUACACGGUAUUGUUGUCAAUAUGAUUCAAUCUCUCUGUACAUCGAUGCCCUUACCGUCUGCCAAUGUUCAGAAACUUCAGCUCUUAUUGACUGAAUUGUCUGAAUCUAAAUGCCGUUUAUUGUUCGGUUUAAAUAGAUCAAAUGCCAAUGCUUUUACAAUUACCUCAGAAAAUUUGAGUGAUACGAUAGAACCUAUUUCUCUUCUUUCGUUAGAAGCAAUUGUUGCCAAGCUAUCUGAAGUCAUUAUUUACGCCGCCCCAAACACAGAUAUCGCAAAUUUUUGGAGAGCAAGAUGGAUGAGCUUGGUCGCAAGUACGUCAUUUCAAUUUAAUCCUGCUGUUCAGCCACGUGCAUUUGUAGCAUUGGGAUAUCUGGGUAAGGAAGAAAUCGACGAUGAUUUGCUAUAUCAAAUCCUGGUUGCCUUACGUGGUGCACUGGCAAUAUUCAAUGACACAGACACAAGUCUCGUGACUAGUAUAAUGAUGUGCCUCAAAAAUGUUGUCGAGAGUCUACCUGGGAAUUCGCGUUACUUGCUUCAAUUAUUCUGGGUAGCCGUAGCCCUUGUUGAAAUCAACACGGGACCAACCUUUGCCAUGGCGGUAGAAUUAAUUCAGGCUGUUCUUCGCGCUUUAGAUUCAGGAGGCUUUUUCUCGGGAUACACUAUGGUUGAUGUACUCCUAGAUGCCCGUGCACCUAUAGCAGACGUUGCUCGAGAGUUGGAUAAAUUAUGCGGUGUAAACUUUGAGACACAUUUCUCAUUUGCUAUUGCUGGCAUAUUUAUGAAGGGACUAAGGUAUAAUGAUGUCAAGGAUGCUAUAUAUCAAGGACUGUGUACCUUUUUGGAAAUUGAGCGCAAACAAUGCUUACGGGAUGGUAUUCUGUAUGAAGAUAAUAUUAUUGAAACAUCUACUUUGGGUUAUGUUACUGGAUUACUACCUUUCUCAGCAAAAACCGAGGCUGUGAAGGAUCUUUUAAAAUUAGCGGGGUUGACAGAUACAGAUUUAUACAAUACCAACGGGAGGAUAUAUGCUGGUAUAUUUGAUAAGUUCGAUAUUCCUGAUGAGACAACGGCUUUGCUCUUGAUAUCAUUGUUGGCAACAAUGCUAAACUCGGCAGACAAUGAAUCUGAAAGAUUGUUUAUAUAUGGCCUGCUGUCAGAAGCAGCUAUUACGAUACCCGAAGUAUUCUCUUUAGUGUAA
Mucor mucedo is the source of this 7787-nucleotide messenger RNA. RefSeq lists its product as uncharacterized. Gene Ontology annotation, biological process: regulation of GTPase activity. Lineage: Eukaryota; Fungi; Mucoromycota; Mucoromycetes; Mucorales; Mucoraceae. The coding region runs from base 222 to 7787 and encodes 2521 amino acids. The transcript has 18 exons. The record is from RefSeq and is a predicted model, not a curated record.